This is a messenger RNA of Annulohypoxylon truncatum, 1313 nucleotides long. RefSeq names its product 60S ribosomal protein L28. Lineage: Eukaryota; Fungi; Ascomycota; Sordariomycetes; Xylariales; Hypoxylaceae. The record is from RefSeq and is a predicted model, not a curated record. Gene Ontology annotation, biological process: translation. Gene Ontology annotation, molecular function: structural constituent of ribosome. Bases 134 to 604 code for a protein of 156 amino acids. Gene Ontology annotation, cellular component: ribosome; cytosolic large ribosomal subunit. The transcript is spliced from 5 exons.
AAUUUGGCUAAUUAAGCGACUCCCACACUUGGGCAAUUGCGCCGUGAACUUUUCGAAUUCGCCAAAGUAAUAGAACAAACGAAUCGAAAUUUACCAAUCUUGCGCUUCUCCGAACUUCGAGAUAUAAUUCAAGAUGGCCGUCACCGCUAGCAACCUCAUUUCCGCCGACCUCGUCUGGGAGAUCUCCCGAAGCAACAACUCUUACCUCGUCAAGAGAAAGGACGCCGGCGGAGUCCAAUUCUCGCGGGAUCCUCUGAACUUGGUGAACAAGAACAGCCGCAAGUAUGCCGGUUUCGUGAACGACAAGGCCAUCGGAGUUCAGCCCGCAGAGAAGGGUGGUAUCAAGGUUAUCACCAAGAAGGAGUCCGCCUCGCUGAAGCCCGCCAAGUCUACGACCGAGGUUACCCACAGCGGCGGCCAGCCUACACGAAAGAUCUACAAGGCCGUUGCCAACAAGGCUGCUGCGUCCGGUUACCGAGCCGACCUCCGUGAAGCCGCCGUUGCGCGUGUCUCUGCUAUCCGCAAGUCUCAGAAAGACCCCAAGCCUACCCCCGAGCCCAAGCCCCGAGGCGCGAAGGCCAAGAAGGCUGCUGCUGAGUCGUAAGCUUUGUAUGGCGGAAGCAAGAAUGCCGAUGAGAGUUGGGCGACCACAGCUACGAAAUGAUGGCUAGGGAAUGAGCGAAUGCAUUUAAUUGCUCGGUAGUCAACCCGAAUCUCAACGGUGUUUACAUAAUACAUGCAUUGAAAAAGAAAAGAAAAGAAAAGAGCUACACGUGUUGCGUGAUUUCGAACAUAUCCCGCAUACUUCCUAAGACGGAUUUCGCAGAGGAAGCAGGCUGAGAUAACUCCAGUCUAAUAUGGCAGGGCUAUCCGGAGAACCCUGGCUUUGCGGCGCCACGGGAGGGUGUGUGUGACAGCAAGCCAAGCUCAUUCGUAUGAUAGUAUGGAUACCUUGAGUGAUUUUAUUCCUACAUCUCCCUGCGUCCUCAGCUACUUACCGUAGUUUAGGGGUGGUUCGGGAAGGCUCAUAUAUGUGUAAGGGAGAAGUAGAUUAUCCAUGGUCGUCGGCCUUUUUUCGUAGAGCUCUAGAAAAGGUCAAAGAGAAUUAAAACGUGAAUGAUUUCCCUUUUAGCCCGUCCGGCCUUGCCCGAUUUUGCCUGCAGGUGAACCUCGGGAAACGGGUAUGAUGCAAGUCAUAUAAUUGAAUUCCGUAGUAUAGCCUCGGGUAAGGGGGUCAAUAAUAGAAGAGAAACUGAGCAUCUGAUAAAUAAUGGAUACCUAUACUUACCUUGAGGGAUGGUGUAAGUAAACCG